CUCUUAACCCGUCGUGUCGUCGGCAGGUCUCUGCAGUGGUGGGAUACCCACGCUUGCUUUGACUGGAGUUCGGAACAAUGCUCUGUGGCUUGUUGGGCCGCGGGCUGACCGGCGCUGCGACCGACGCGGACCCUACUCUUGGCGACCACUACCAUCUCUGGCGACCCGAUCCCUACUCAGUCGGUCCCGCCUCCCGUAAUAUCUUGAGUUGUGACCUUGGUUUCGCAUUGGACCAGCAGCACAAGAGCCCGCGAGCGGCGCUGUUGACGAGGCGAUCUCAGUCGGCCAUCGACCACCGCCUCACAAACUCGAUGUCGGUAGCCGCAACGGUCCAUCACCACCGCGGCUUCGGCUCAUUCGUCGGCUUCACGUCGACGACCUCGGCGCUUUCACAGGCCCGGGAGUGCUUCAGAGUUGGUGUCGACAAACGUCGCGCCUCUGCUACCACUCGUCGGGACAUCGUGUGCUCUCCUUUUGAGACUUCGUGUCUCUUUGGUGCGCUCGCGUCUCAACGAUGAAGGGACUUCACGUCUCUUUUCAGUGCUCUUUCGCACUUAUCUG
Messenger RNA from Coniophora puteana RWD-64-598 SS2, 561 nucleotides. RefSeq lists its product as uncharacterized. The record is from RefSeq and is a predicted model, not a curated record. Bases 78 to 518 code for a protein of 146 amino acids. The transcript is spliced from 5 exons. Lineage: Eukaryota; Fungi; Basidiomycota; Agaricomycetes; Boletales; Coniophoraceae.